Molecule: messenger RNA, 1934 nt
Organism: Lytechinus variegatus (green sea urchin)
Lineage: Eukaryota; Metazoa; Echinodermata; Echinoidea; Temnopleuroida; Toxopneustidae
Exons: 2
Coding region: 634-1617 (327 amino acids)
Molecular function (GO): metal ion binding
Source: RefSeq, a predicted model, not a curated record
CCUCUUAACGCGCAAAGCGAGUUAAUGAGAGGUUAUCUCAGGUCAGACUAGCUGGACAACAACAUAUCUCGCCAGCGGUACGUAACAGGUGUUUACAAGGAAGGGGCCUGGUCAGGCGAAUUCCUUUGGCCUGGUGGAGAUAUGUUGCGAUGCCAAAUAUGGUAUUGUUCGGACUUCACGAGGAGGCGUGGCCCAAAAAAUGUUGCAUUGCGAAUUUUGGUAGUUCGGACAUCACAAGGAGGCGUGGCUAAAGAUGCUACGUCGCGUUAGCUGACGUGGUAAUUUCGGGAGGGGGCAAAAUCCAAUUUCUAACAAGUUAGCAUUCUUCUUCGUGGAGUCGAGUGGAAAGCAUCUUUUAUCUCAAUUCACCUGUUUUGUGCCACAUACUUCCUGUAUUUUUGUUAUCCGUUCGUUGGACUCUUUAGCUGUGAUCCUGCUAAUUGUCAUUUUAACCCAAUCGUAAAGAACGCUUCGCAGUUGAGAAUUAUUUUCCUUAUCUGGGAACAUACCUGUACAUAUUUUGUGUUUAUAUCCGUUUGUUGGAUCUUUACCGGAUUGAACCUUCGAGUUGUUAGGAGUCACAGUUUGCUCUUAGGAUUUUUCAAUUUCAUCGCCAUCCCGCAUAUUCUAAUCAUGCCUAAGGUUAAGCCCGGCAAAAAGUUAAGUCAGAGGAAGUCUACUCGUCGUUCGGUCCGAGAUGCCGGCAGCCAGCCUUCUCCUGUCGACCUCGCGACAGACGUCGGCCAAGUUUUUAGUUCGACGCAGAGCCCAGCUGCUGGAAGUUCGGCGUCGACAAGCAACGGUGAGUUCGGGACAAUGGGGGGCUCCUGGCCUCUUGUGACUUCUCCACAAGAUCCGGUCAUUCCCCAAAUUCAAUCUCAAGCUCCCCCUUCUAUCCCUCCUGCCCCUGUAGCUGAGGGGCUUAAUAGUCAUGAUAAUUUUACACCAGCCCUCAACCCUCCUUUUCCUACGCAGCCAGAUAUGCUUAGCUGCGUGUGUGAUGAAUUGGGCGGGGAGGUGCCUUCUAGUGUUAAGGAGAAGAUUUGGAAGGGUGAGUUUGUAGAGUUAGGUGGAUUGCUAAAAAGGGAAAGCUUAAGUGAGGAAGGUUCCCAGUUGCAGGCCUUCAGCCUUUGUGCCUCCGGGUCAGCUUUAAUGCUUCGCCCCCAAAGUAAGGCUCCGGUGAUCGCGAGCAUAGAGCAGUGGACAUCUGCGUUCCUUAUUUACGCGUCUAUAUACUUGGAGCGACACUGUAUGCGUGCGCGCGAGCUCCUCAAGUAUAUAGAUAUCGUUCGUUCUAUUGUGCGUUUUGGGGGUUUCAAUUUUUCUUCUUUUGGGGGUAACCAGCCCUUUCGGCCAUACGACCGGUCGUUCCGGCGGGGUAAUUUCCCAUUCUCUGGAUAUGCCAAUAGACAAGGGGCAACUCGGGCCCCUGGCGCCGCGCCUGCCCCCUCCCGCUCCUCACCAGUCUGUUUCGCCUUUAACGCUGGGUCAUGUCAACGCAUUGCCUGCCGUUAUGCUCACCGGUGCGGAAAAUGCUCCUCAGCAGCACAUGGCUCACACGCCUGCAAUUCUGCCGCUGCAGUUGCCAAACAGAAACCUAGCUCCAACUCCAAUUAAACUUUGCAGCAUGCUCCCAUUUCUUCAAAGGCACCAUAAUAAACAGAACGCAGCGUUUCUGAUUUCUGGGUUUAGGUCUGGCUUUUCCUUGGGUUUCACAGGCGAGCGUCGCUCUGUGUUCUCGCGUAAUUUGAAAUCGGCUAGGGAGCAUAUGGGCAUGCUGUUGGAGAAAGUUGGUAAGGAAGUUAGUUUAGGGAGAAUGUCAGGUCCUUUCCAAGACCCGCCUUUCGAUAACUUUCGCUGCUCCCCGGUAGGGCUCGUCCCCAAGCGAAAUCCGGGAGAAUUCCGGCUAAUUCAGCAUCUAUCCUCUCCUCGCG